Molecule: messenger RNA, 2743 nt
Organism: Clupea harengus (Atlantic herring)
Lineage: Eukaryota; Metazoa; Chordata; Actinopteri; Clupeiformes; Clupeidae
Gene: slc2a15b
Product: solute carrier family 2 member 15b
Biological process (GO): dehydroascorbic acid transport
Cellular component (GO): plasma membrane
Molecular function (GO): D-glucose transmembrane transporter activity
Source: RefSeq, a predicted model, not a curated record
AUGGAUCGUAAAGCGGGGACAUAAACUGUUAUACUCAGCCUCACUAUUCUCAGCCUCCUCGCCCAGCGUUGCGUUGCGUCACGGGGAGCCGUUUUCUAUGUAGCCUAUCUAUAAAUGGCGGAAGAGGCUUUAAUUGAUUCUAGUGGGAAAAUUUCAGGGCACCUGACGAAGUCCCUGUUAGCUGUAGCUUUCCUCUCUUCCUUUGGCAGCUCCCUGUUGUAUGGCUACAACCUCGCUGUGGUCAACUCUCCUGCUGACUACAUUAAGGCGUUCUAUAACAGCACGCAGGUGAGGAGGCAUGGGGUGGGCCUGGAUGAGCAGACCCUCACGGUCAUGUACUCCGUCACCGUCUCCAUCUUUGCUAUCGGCGGCCUCCUGGGCUCCUUCAUGGUGGGAGUGCUCGUCGGCAGAUUUGGGAGGAAAGGGACGCUGGUGUACAGCACGGUCCUGGUGUUCAUAGGGGGGGCGCUGAUGGGGUCCAGCAGGUUGUGUGGCUCUCCUGAGAUGAUCAUCGUCGGGAGGUUCAUCACAGGAAUACACUCAGGGAUCUCGCUCAGCGUGGUGCCCAUGUACUUGGGGGAGAUCGCGCCGAAGAACCUGCGGGGCUUCCUCGGGCUCGUGCCCAGCAUCUUCAUCUGCAUCGGAGUCUUCAUGGCGCAGAUCCUGGGGCUGCACGAGCUGCUGGGGAAGGAGGAGUACUGGCCCUUAUUCCUCUCCCUGGUGGUGGUGCCCACCUUCUUCCAGCUCCUGCUGUUGCCAUGGUUUCCAGAGAGCCCGCGGUACCUGCUGAUUGAGAAGCGAAACAUCCACGCCACCAUCACAGCCCUGAAGUGGUAUCGCAGGAAGAGCAACAUCCAGGCGGAGGUGGAGGAGAUGCAGGAGGAGCAGCGCUCGCUCUGCUCGGUGCAGACGCUCUCCGUGCUGGAGCUGCUGCGCGACCGCUCCGUCCGCUGGCAGGUGCUCACCGUCAUGGUGGUCAACGCCGGCAUGCAGCUGUCCGGCAUCGACGCGAUCUGGUUUUACACCAACGACAUCUUUGAGAAUUCGGGAAUCCCCCCGUCACAGAUCCAGUAUACCACCGUAGGCACCGGCGCCAUCGAGGUCAUCGCCGGCCUGGUCGGGUGCUUCACCAUUGAGAGAGUGGGCAGAAGACCUCUCAUGAUUGGUGGAUUCACAUUCAUGGGAAUCUGCUGUGCAGGGAUCACGCUGUCACUCAUACUGCAGGUUCACAUGCCCUUCAUGCACUACAUCAGCGUGGCCUGUGUGGUGGGCAUCAUCGCUGGCUUCUGCAUAGGACCAGCCGGUGUGCCUUUCUUGAUGACAGGGGAGCUCUUUAAGCAGUCCCAUCGACCAGCUGCCUUCAUCGUAGGAGGGUCUCUCAACUGGAUGUCCAACUUCUUGGUCGGCUUCAUCUUCCCCUUCCUGCAGAUGUCAGCCGGGGCAUUCUGCUACCUGGUUUUCUUUGGCGUGUCCAUGGGGGUGGCCGCCUACGUCUACUACUUCAUCCCCGAGACGAGGAACAAGACCUUCGUGGAGAUCAGCCAGAUGUUCUGCUCCAAGGACAAUGCCAUGGAGAUCCACGCGCUGGGCGUCUCUGCGCACAGCAGCAAAAUGAACGGAUACGGCACACUGGAGGAGGACCUAGAGAAAUAGGGGGUGGGGGGGGGGGUGGACGAGACAACGACUCUGGAGAGAAAAAGAGGGAGCAUAUAGGGGGGGUAAACUGGAGAGGAAGGAGAGGAAGGGUAGAUUUUGCUAGCUGGCUGCAGAGGAACCAUGAAAAACCAUGAGCAGAAAUGUUGCACAAAGCUCUGUACUGUCUGUUUUGCCUGUCGGGUCAUUUGGUUUUAGCAUAGCGGAGCGGAGUAGAAUCUGUGCUCUCUGAAUAAUGCUGUACAAUCAUCUUUUUUGUUUGUUUGUUUGUUUGUUUGUUUGUUUUUUACUUACAUUUUUUUUUUUGUGCCUGACUUUUACGAAAGAGCUUCUUUGGCACAUCUCUGGGAAAAAAUCCACAGAGUGCCUUCCUUAGACGACUAGUGAGGCAUGAUAUGCCAUUGCAUAGGAAUGUAUAUGAAUAUGUCUUUAAAUGUAGGUUUUUACCUCUCUCCAUCUCUUGCGUCUGAAGGAUUGUCAGCCUCCUGCAAUUGUAGUUUGUAAGUUACUGUUCCUAUCUUGACUUCAUAUGGUUCCGGUUUUAAAUUCAUUUUUAUCGGCGAAUGGAACCAGUCCUAAGAGGUGUGUGUUGUAUAAGCAUUUAUAAGACAUUUAUCAUUUCACAAUGGUGCCUAUAUUUACAUCCUCAUGAAAUUGCCAAAUGGCCCUUUGAGUGACACUGACCGGAACAGAUGUCCUGUCCAGUGCACACCAGACGGUUUGCUAGCCGACCCCCGACCUUCGACCUCAGUUUCAGGGACAACCUCACACUUGAGCGUUUGUGUUUUUCCUUUUGUGUAAUAAAUAAUGUACAAAACUUUAAUGAUAUUGACCGUUUCUCCUCGCACAAGGGAGUUCUUGUACAUGGCUACUGUGGUAGUCAUUCUGUAUCCCAAGUCUGGAAACUGACCAUGCCUGUCAACCAGCCAUGUAUUAUGGAUAAAGAUUUUAUAAAUCCAAACAUGUGUCCCCAAAGAUGACUCGAUAUAUGUACAUUUAGCUAUACUGCAAUUAAGGACACAUGUGUGGCAACGUGUCGGUGAACUGUAUGGAAACGAUAAUAAUAAUAAAAAAGUCAUUUUGGAAAGUU